AUGUCCAAAUCCUUCACAUGGGGACCAACCUAUAAUUAUCAUGUGAGCUACUCUAUUACCAUAUUGUCUGGCAUAAUGGAAGUUCUUUUCAGAAUUCUCAAAGGGCAGGAUCUUUCUGGUGUCCUACCGAUAGUGAAGUUACCCUACCUUAAAAUUAUUGAUUUAUCUCGCAACUAUCUCCGUGGUUCUCUUCCCCCUGAAUGGGCUUCUACCAAGUUGGAAUAUAUGUAUCUUUCUAUAAAUCGCAUAUCAGGAACAAUUCCAAAGUUUUUGGGAAGUAUUACCAGUCUCACCAAUGUGAGCUUCGAAAGCAACAUGUUUAAUGGAACUGUUCCAGCAGAGCUCGGGAAUUUGGUCGACUUAUUGUAUCUCAAUUUUAACUCUAACAAUCUCACUGGGGAGCUGCCAAAGGAAUUCAGUAAUCUGAUAAAUUUGAGAGAACUUAGGUUGAGCAGUAACAAUUUGAAUGGAAAGUUACCCAGUUUCCAGAGUUGCAAACAACUUAGAAUACUAGAGCUUGAAGCAAGUGGGUUUGAAGGACCUAUACCUUCUGACAUUUCUCUCUUGCGUAAUUUAACUGAAAUAAGGAUUACAGACUUGAACGGAGGGGCUUCAGAAUUUCCAAAGCUAGAAAACAUGACAGCCUUGGAAAAAUUGAUGUUAAGGAACUGUGACAUAUCCGGAACAAUCCCAGUCUAUCUAGCAAGUUUUCCUUUAAAAGUAUUGGACCUAAGCUUCAACAGGUUGGAAGGAAAUAUCUCUAACUUUGAUGGAGCCACACGAUUACAGUACAUGUAUCUGACAAGGAAUUUGCUUAAUGGGAGUAUUCCAGACUGGAUCAAGAACAGAGAUAAUAGAUACCUAACAGAUCUUUCGUACAACAACUUUUUUGUGCAAGAUGUGCCUUGUAAAGAAACCCUUAACUUGUUCAGAAGCUUCUCCGGUGGAAACUUCUCAAAAUCUUCGAGCUCGAUUCUGGAGUCUUCGCUCAGUCUUCCUUUGCUAAAGGACUCAGAUAGCGAGUCCGUUUCAAUUUCGUCUCGCUUAUCUCUUUCGUCCUCAUCGUCUGGUCACGAGCACGAUGAUCUCCCGAGGCUUUCGCUUGAUUCCGAGAAGCCUAAUCUCAGUCAAAAACCCGAUCGGAAAUUAACAAGUGCCUGGGGGGUCUCUCCUUGUCCAAAACAAGAUGGGUAUUCUUUGCAUAUAAAUUGUGGUGGAGGACAAACGAAAGUUGGAAACACUGUGUAUGUAGCAGAUGAAUCCCAGGGAGGUGCAGCAACAUUGCGAGCAGUAGAAAAUUGGGGAUUUAGUAGCACUGGACAUUUCUGGGAUGUCAAUGCAACUGCAGGGUACUAUAUAACCAAAAAUGUUUCUGUUCUUACAAUGAAUGAGUCUCAAUUGUACACAAGUGCUCGCCUUUCUCCUCUGUCUCUUACUUACUAUGGGCGUUGCUUAGCAAAUGGAAACUACACAGUGACCCUUCAUUUUGCUGAGAUAGUUUUCAGAGAUAAUCGAUCCUAUCAGAGUCUUGGUAGACGAAUAUUCAAUGUUUAUAUCCAGGAUGAACUGGUUUUGAAGGAUUUUGAUAUUGAAACUGUUGCACAAGGGGUUGACAAGGCUGUAGUUCUAAAAUUUAACAACACAGUUGUUAAGAAUAAGACCAUAGAGAUUCGCUUUUACUGGGCAGGGAAAGGGACAAGAGCUGUUCCUGAUCGAGGAAUUUAUGGUCCUCUCAUAUCAGCUAUUUCUAUAGAAUCCAAUUUCAAGCCUCAUUCUGAUCAGAGAAAGAAGAUAGUCAUUGUAGUUGGAGCUGUAACUUUUUCAUUAUGCCUCGUUUUCAUGAUUCUAUUUAUCUUCUGGCGGAGACGCCAUUCAGGAAGCAUUACUUCAAGGGAACAAGAACUAAGAGGAUUAGAUUUGCAAACUGGUUUAUUUACCUUCAGACAAAUUAAAGCUGCCACUAACAACUUUGACGAUAGCAACAAAAUUGGGGAAGGCGGUUUUGGAUCUGUCUAUAAGGGUAUAUUAUUGGACGGUACUGUAAUUGCAGUUAAGCAGCUUUCUUCCAAAUCAAAGCAAGGAAAUCGUGAAUUUGUUAAUGAGAUUGGUAUGAUCUCUGGUUUACAGCAUCCAAAUCUUGUAAGAUUGUACGGAUGUUGCAUUGAAGGGAAUCAACUACUAUUGGUGUAUGAAUACAUGGAAAACAAUAGCCUUGCCCGAGCUCUAUUUGGUCCAAAGGAAUGGCAAUUGAAUUUGGGUUGGCCUAGCAGGCUAAGGAUUUGUGUUGGCAUAGCAAGAGGUUUGGCAUUCCUGCACGAGGAAUCAAGACUGAAAAUUGUUCAUAGGGACAUCAAGGCUACCAAUGUGCUACUUGAUGGGGAUCUUAACCCUAAGAUCUCUGAUUUUGGUCUGGCUAAGCUUACUGAAGAUGACAACACCCACAUUAGCACCAGGGUUGCUGGAACUAUAGGGUACAUGGCCCCAGAAUAUGCAUUAUGGGGUUAUUUAACCAACAAGGCAGAUGUUUACAGUUUUGGGGUUGUUGCAUUGGAAAUUGCUGCUGGAAAGGACAAUAUGAAAUUUCGUCCUAGUGAUCAAUAUGUCUGUCUGCUUGAUUGGGCCCUUGUUUUGCAACAAAAAGGGCGUUUAAUGGAGUUGGUGGAUCCACAGUUGGGUCCUGAUUUCGACAAGGAAGAGGCAGUAAAAAUGAUCAAGAUAGCAUUAUUAUGCACUAAUCCAUCUCCGGCACUUAGGCCUGCCAUGUCUGCAGUAGUAAGCAUGCUUGAAGGUCAUCUUGACAUUCAGGACUUAGUCAUGGAUCCAAGUAUCUAUGGUGAUGAAUACAGGUUUAGAUCCCUCAAAGACAAGUACGAUGAGCUGCAACUACAGAGUUCAAAUGAAGCUCAGAGCCUUAUUGAUUCGAUGGUCACGACACAAAUUGGAUCUUCCUCUACAUCUACCAAUGAUCUUUUAUCAAAUCAAUCUUGAUUCUGUGUAACACUGCCAACAUGAGGAUGUGUCUGGGUGGGUUCAUUAUAUUUUUUGCAAUGCCUUCAUUAGCAUUUUUUUUUUUUAAUAAAUUUUUAGAAGCAAUAGUAUGCUUUGACUAUUGCUUUCAAAUGUAUGAAAAGUGCUUUCAAGAUGCUUAUCAAAUAGUGCUUUAGAUGUG
Molecule: messenger RNA, 3169 nt
Organism: Camellia sinensis
Lineage: Eukaryota; Viridiplantae; Streptophyta; Magnoliopsida; Ericales; Theaceae
Source: RefSeq, a predicted model, not a curated record